CGGCCUGUCCUGGAGGUUUCUCUCAACGUGCGGACAUGUCGGACUGUGACCCGCCCGCUGUGGAGGCUCCGGGUCCACCGGGUCCUGGUGCUCCGGGUCCACCGGGUCCUGGUGCUCCGGGUCACAGUCGCCCCCCCCUGGCAGAGAAGGCCCUGUCAGAACCGUUCUGCCGGCUGCGGUACCGGGACACGUCCCUGCUGGUCUGGCAGCAGCAGCAGCAGGAGCUGCAGGCGGCGCCGCCCUCCACCUACCUGACCCGGAGCCAGUCGGCCUGGUACAGCAGCUUCGGGAACCAGGCGGUGCUGAUCCGGGACAAGAGGGGCCUCGAGGACACAGAGGGACGGUCCAAGAUCUGCAGCAUCAUGUAGACCAGAACCAGAACGGACGGCGAUCAGGCUGAACUGGACUGGAACCGAUGUACUGCAGAACUGAUCUGGAUCAGAACUGGUCCUGGUUCAGAACCUUUAGAGUGUUGAACAGAGCUGUGGCUGCAAUAAACUGUUUGUAUAGAACCCUACGGACAAACGAGCGGGCGGGUUCUGUAGAGGUUCUGUAGGGGUUCUGUAGAGGUUCUGUAGGGGUUCUGUAGAGGUUCUGUAGAAACUCAAAGUUUAGUUUUAAUAUGAUCUAAAACGUGACGUCAUCGAUUGUUCCGUUUGUUUGUGUCAAUAAAGAUUUCUAAUUAAAGCGUCUCGUCCAUAUAUGGUCACUUCUGGCGACGGCCACGAUGACGUCACGCCGUGAUCGUUAGCAUGCUGCUACCUGCACAGGUGAGAGAAGGAGGCGAGGCUCAGGUCACUUUAUGUGUUUAUUUAUGAAAACAAAGGAACUCAGAAAAUAAGGAUCCAUAUCAGUAAUUACAUCAAAGAAUUCACUUGUUGUUUGUCCUCGCUUCGUCCUGUCUGUCUCUCUGUCUGUCUCUGUCCUGUCUCACCCUCUCCUGUCUCUCUACCCUCAGACAGCUACUAUACAGCUACUAUACAGUGCUCAACAUACGGAAGAAGAACGGCCGGAGUGCAUGCAGAUACACAAAAUCACUUUUUUCUCUUUUCUUAUUAAAAUACAAAAAUUAACUAUUCAAAGCUCGACCAACUAAAACAGACAGAGGUUACCGCGGCAACGGCCUGUCUGUCUGCCACCUGUCUGUCUGAGGCGCACAUGUUGAAACGUUGAAGUUGAUUCAGAGACACGGCGCGACAGCUGAGGCUUCGACCAAUCACAGAGCAGGGGGAGGAGGAGGAGGCGGGGUCCACAGAGGUCAAAGGUCAGACAGACAGGUGGCAGACGGACAGACAGGUGAGUCACAUGAUUGAUCUGUUCAACAGAAACACGAUGGAGACGAAAAAGAAAAACCUGACCCCGCCCCCGCCAAUCAGAGCCGAGCCUGGACCCGUCCAAUGAGCAAGCAGCCAAUCAGACGAGGACGAGGUUGUGACAUCACCACUAAGACGAGCUGACGAGGCUCUCAGCCAAUCAGAUCAAAGUUUAUUAAAAAGAUUAAAAUAAUAAAAGUGGAUUAAAAUGAGAUAAAAGCAGCUGACGUCAGGUCAGAGCUCGUCACGUCUGAGCGGCGAGGGGGCGGGGCCACGUCUGUGGCGAGGGGGCGGGGCUGUUACAGUAUGAGUGGUUUACUUUGAGGGGGCGUGGCUUGUUGUGGCGUCGGGGCAGCGUACAAAGACAUUUUAUAUCGAGAACUUUAUAAAGACACAAACGUUUCAGCACAACCUGAAAUCAAAGAAAAUGUAGUGUUAAAAAAAACUGACGGAGCCGGAGCCGCUCAUGGGGGGCGGGGUCAGAGCCGGGCGUGGUGACCCCGCCCCCCUCGCUGAUGACCCCAGGGACUGACGGGUCGGGUUGUUGGUUUGAGUUUCAGGACCAGCAGAGGGCGGGCUCUGCUCUCAGAGAGUUUCAUCAGCUGACAGUGAAGGUAACACGAGGCGUUCAAAGACACGGUCCGAGUCGGCUCUCUCUGCGGCAGCUGAUUGGUGGAUAUUUAACAUAAUUAAUGAGUCUGUACAAAGAACCUGAUUGGUCAAAAUGCUCACUGAUGGUCUGAUCGAUCUAUAACAACAUGAUCGCACUAAAAACCCACUGAGAUCUCCUGCUGCUCCUCCUCCUGCUCCUCCUCCUGUUCCUCCUCCUCCUGCUCCUCCUCCUCCUCCUCCUGCUCCUCCUCCUGUUCCUCCUCCUGCUCCUCCUCCUCCUCCUGCUCCUCCUCCUGUUCCUCCUCCUGUUCCUCCUCCUGUUCCUCCUCCUCCUGCUCCUUCUCUCCCAUGAUGCUCUACAGAUGCUUCUGGAAUGUUGGCAGAGGUCAGGGGUCACAGCCGGCCGUCCAUUAACAAGAAGAAGAAGAAGAAGAAGACGACCUCCACGGCAGAGUUCAGAGAAGAACGAUGACUUCUAGACAGACAGGUGUACAGACAGACAGGUGUACAGACAGACAGGUGGCCUGCCUGUCUCACUUCUUCUUCUUCUCUUGCAGGAAGUCGUCGUUUUCUUCUUCUUCACUUCCUGUUUGCAUUCCUCCAG
This is a messenger RNA of Larimichthys crocea (large yellow croaker), 2529 nucleotides long. It is a transcript of the gene brd3os, whose product is annotated as BRD3 opposite strand. NCBI's taxonomy places the organism in Eukaryota, Metazoa, Chordata, Actinopteri, Sciaenidae. The coding region runs from base 36 to 368 and encodes 110 amino acids. The record is from RefSeq and is a predicted model, not a curated record. The transcript is spliced from 2 exons.